Messenger RNA from Auanema sp. JU1783, 309 nucleotides. The record is from the annotation of a GenBank genome assembly. Lineage: Eukaryota; Metazoa; Nematoda; Chromadorea; Rhabditida; Rhabditidae.
AUGGAAACAAAAACUUUGACAGUUCUUUUCAUAUGUUUGUUUAAUCUUUCGACUGCAUUACAAUGCUAUUCUGGAUGGCAGAUAUGGGAACAAGAGAUUAACAAUGUUUCUCUUGUUCAGUGUUCUCGAGCUGAAAGAUGUUGCAGAUUUGUUGCUUCUCUGAAUGGAAAUCAAUUUACUUGCUCAACUAAAUGUCCACAAUCUGGCGAAUCGAAAUGUGGUCCUGAUCCAAAAUUAGGAAUUCAAGAUGUUUACUACUGUGCUUGUCAAGAUCAUUUAGAUCAAGAGUGCCGGCCAUAUUUGGAAUAA